GCGGCGGCCGCCAGCCCGCCGCCCCGCCGGCGGCCGCCGUGCUCGACGACCAGCAGCUGGAUUGCUGGGUUGGCAUGGAGGACGAGAAGUUCGCGCAGCUCGCGUCCGUCCUGGGCCAGUCCUUGCGCGACAGGAUCGUGCAUCGGCGCCGACGUCGCGCGGCUGGCAUGGAGGGCCCCCGCGGCAAGGACCUUCCGCAGCCCGUGGUCAAGGCCCAGCGCGUGGUCCUCCAGGCGACCCAGCGCCUCGAGCGGGCGCAGCAGGCUGCUCAAGAGGCGGCUGAUGAGCUCGAGGCGGCCGAGGCGCAGCUCGUCGCGGCUCGAGGCGACCUGGGGCAGGCCAAGCAGGACGCCGCCGCAGAUACCGCUGCUGGAGACCAGGCGGGACCCCCUGUCUCGGCGUCGACGUGGGGCGACCUCGGGAAGCCGGCAGGCCUCGUCAACCAGCUCGCGGCAACCUACGAGGACCAGUUGGCCCAGGCGGCGGCGGGCAACAAUCCGCCCCACACAGUGGGCGCCGUGGCGCAGCAGACCAAGGAGGCGCUGCAGAAGCUCACCGCUGCUCUGCCCGCCGCGCCUCCUGCGCAGCGGACGUCGCCGCGGGAGCGGCACCAGCUGGAGGUUGUGCCGGCACCGCGCAGCGGCUUCGCGACAAAGCAGCGGCUGCAUAACGACUACGGCGUAACGUCAGGAACGGGACCAGCCCGCACUAAGGCCAGGAUGUUCUUCGGGAAUAUCACCCAGUACGGCCCGACUGCCAGCAGGUCCCUGGAGGGACACGGACCGGGCUUCGACGUCGCGGGCUUCUGCGAGACCCAUGCGUCACCCGCUGCCGCCGAGAAGCAGCAACUCGACCUCCAGAAGGGCAACUGGAAGGUCGCAGUCACGCCUGGCACUCCUUCAGGUCAGCCCCUGGACGGCGUCGCAGGCGGCGAGGUGUUUGCGAUCAAGAAGACGUUGGCCGCCACUACCUUCGAGGGGCACCGACGCGCGUGCCAAGCGGCUGGUCGCCCGCCCCCCUUCUUCGGUUGUGUCCCGACGGUGCGGCGCCUGCUGCAAGGCAACGUCCUCGUGGUGGUGGCGUAUCUGGUGCCUGGGCUUCGGUUUCGCGGAGCCAGCCAGCAGCGGCUCGCCUCCUUGGCGGCCUUCCUUUCGCUCGUGGAGGAACCCUUCGUGAUCGCUGGCGACUGGAACGUGGAGCCGACCGACUGGGGCGAGACGGAAUGGUUGCAGCGGCUCGGCGCCGCCGUCAUUGCGCCAGGGAACGCCCGCACCACCUGCGACAGAGGCAAGGGCAAGCUGUGCGACUACGCGCUCGCCUCGUCGGGGCACGCUGAGCACGUCAAGGUGGUGGCGGAGCCCAACGUGCCGCGGCGCACGCGCUGCGGGCUUGUCAUCGAGCUCACAUCCAGCAACCGCCGAUGGUACCACCAGGCCAGCAAGCGCCGCGAGGCGCUGCCAGAGGAACUGCGGGAUUCCCACGACACGCUCCUAGCGGGGGACGACGAGCCUGGCGGGCCAGCUGUGGCAGACGACCUCGGGCACGCCACCUUCCCGCUGCCCGACUACACGGCUCCGUGGACUGGAAGGUGGCGCAGCGCUGGAGGCGGCACCUGGAGUGCUGACCAGUGCUGCGGAGAUGCGCUCUCCGCGGCAGGCGCCCCUGUGGCGGUUCGGCGCACGUCCAUGGAUGACGACGUGGGUCCCAUGGGCGCGCUGGCAGACGAGUACGACGAUGGCUUCGUGGAGCCUCCUGAGCACGACCCAGUCCCUAGGAGCAGCCCAGUGACGGAGGUGAAGUUGGCCCUGCCGCCGGCCACCGAGGCUCUCGGUCGAGAUGGCGGCGCGCCAGCUGAUAUUGAAUACCGAAUGAAUUCUGAGACGUGGUCCAGGUGCGCCGCCGCCUUGCAGGCUCGGAAGCCAAGCAGCCAGCGGCCCGCCGACCAGGGCAAUUUCCUGUUCGCGCGAGUGCCGCUCUCCACCGACCACGUCUCGCAGAUGCACGCGCAGUGGGUCGGCACCCUCGGGGAGGCGCUGAUUCAGACGGAGCAGGUUGCAGGUCGCAGUGCUGACACCAUGCGAGUGCGUGGUCAGGGCUAUCGCAUCGAGGAGCGCAAGAUGAAGAGCACCCCUGGCCGCGCCCACCUGCUGGACCCCGUGCUGGAGGGUUGGCACACGCUGAGCACCUUGUUGGUCCGCCUCGUCGCGCUGCUGACAAGCGGGUCCAUCGCCCAGCCCGACAUCAUCCUGGAGCAGAAGCCCUUGUUCUGGGAGCGGGUAUGGAAGGACCCGACGUACGACGAUGCCGACCUUGUCGAGGCCCUCAACGACACUCUCCGACGUGCUGCUGACGAUGGCCGGGGCCCGAUCACGCCCGACCAGGUGCGCGCGGCCAUGCGCCGCAUGAGCUCGGGCAGGGCGCGCGGCGUCGACAACGUGAGCCCCGCUGACCUGCGGCGCAUGCCCGAGGGCGGCUUCGACGGCCUCGCUUCGCUCCUCAACGAGCGCGAGGCCGCUGGGUUUGGUGGCCGCAUCGUCGGCAUGCUGCCGACCACCUGCAAGGCAUGGGCGAAGGUACGAGCUGCUGCUACCGACGAGUGGGGCGACGGCCAGGCCGAGUGGUGGGACACCGCGGUGCGCGGAUCGUCCGCUCUGCGGGCCGCGGUGCGCCGUGCCUGCAUUGACGAGUGCGACGUGGGGAAUGGGUGGUUCACCGCGACCCUCCUUCUCGACACCAAGAAGUUCGACGAUCGAGUUUCCUUCGUGCGCCUGCUCGCGGCUGCUACGCAGCAGGGGGUUCCCGCGAUCGUAGCCGCGAUGGAGGUGCAGCUGCAUGCAGGGCCCCGCCACUUGCGCCAGCGUGCCUGGCUCGGGCGCCGACUGCAGCCCGAGCGGUCAGUUGUGGCGGGCUCAGCCAGCGGCGGGAAGCUGGCCAAGGUCAUGCUAGGGCCCAUGAUUGCUCGCGCGCGCCGUGCGUGUGAGCGCGCGCAGCUGUGGGCGUUCAUCGACGACACGGUCAUCCGUUCAGUUGGCACGAAGCAGUCAGUCAAGGCCGACAUUUACCAGGCCACGGUUGCGCUCAAGCAGGGGCUCGACGAGGCUGGCUUCGAGGUCUCCACCAAGACUGUGCUGGCGUGCUCGCACCCCCCGCUGGGGCGGUCCAUCGCUGGCGGCCUGGCGCGGCUUGGCGCGCCCGCCUCCUACGCGGCGCGCGCGGUGGACCUCGGCGUCGACACGACCUGCGGGCGCCGUCGGCGCAAGAAGCGCGCCCAGAGGCGCUUCCAGGCCGCCAGGGGUCGGCGAGGCAGGAUCCCCCGCAUGCGUAGGGAGGUCCGCAUGGCCAAGAUCACGAAGAUGCUGUGGACGACGGGGGCGCAACCUCAGGCGGCGCACGGCCACCAGGUCGCUGGCCUCGCGCCCUCCUCGCCUCCGGCAAUGCGCCGAGGUACCGCUGCCUCAGCUGUCGGCGAGGGGCCUGGCAGGUGCCCCACGUCGACCUUGGCGGCCUUGCAUGGGCAGCGCGACCCAGGGCUGGAGCUUCGGAGGCAGGUCGUCAGCCAGUGGCUCGAGCUCUGGCGCGCGCGGCCUGAGGCGACAGCCUCUGCAACGGCGCCGACACGAUGCACGUGCAGCGGGGAGCUGAGGCGCUUCAUGGCCGCGGGGGCGCUCGACCAGUGGGCGCAGACGGUCGUCGUCGUCAGCGGCGGCCAGUGGACGAGGGAGCGCCAGCAGCAGGCAGGUUACGAUUCAGAGCAAGACCCCGCCCUGCGGUUGAGGGGCAUUUGUCACUCCUACCUCACCACGCCCAUCUUCGACGAGUGCCAGGCGGACUGGGUCGAGCACCAGGGCGAGCCCUUCGACAGCUGCAGGGUCGAGGGCGAGGAGGUGCUCGACGUGUCCGGCGAUGGCUCGGGCGGCCCGCGCACCGCCGAUCCUCGGCGGCGCCGCAUCGGGGCUGCUGCGGUCGCACUUCGGCCUGAUGGUGAGUCGCGGUCGCCUGCCGCCAUCGCAAACUGCGCCCAGGGCUGA
Molecule: messenger RNA, 4028 nt
Organism: Prorocentrum cordatum
Lineage: Eukaryota; Dinophyceae; Prorocentrales; Prorocentraceae
Source: the annotation of a GenBank genome assembly